AUGGUCUCCGCCUAUGUGUGGGUCAUUAUCGGAGCUGGGGCACUGUUCGUGGCGUACAUCGCCUUCACGUUCAUCAAAAUGUACCUGGACGACCGAGAGCGGAGGCAGCGCGAGGCGGAGGGUGACGGCCCCUACAGCAGCAGCAGCGACAACGAGAACGGGUAUCUCGGACUCAGCGCAUUCCGUGACAGCAAAGGCAACGACGCUGGUGGGCUCGAAUUCGUGCGGGAAGGAACGGAAGGCGAUGGCGAGUGCCAAGAAGCAGGGGCAGAGAGCGUCACCCCAGGACGAGAGUAUAGCUGA
Messenger RNA from Phytophthora sojae, 303 nucleotides. RefSeq lists its product as hypothetical. The coding region runs from base 1 to 303 and encodes 100 amino acids. The record is from RefSeq and is a predicted model, not a curated record. Lineage: Eukaryota; Oomycota; Peronosporomycetes; Peronosporales; Peronosporaceae. The transcript is spliced from 2 exons.